Talaromyces amestolkiae is the source of this 588-nucleotide messenger RNA. RefSeq lists its product as uncharacterized. The transcript has 2 exons. Bases 1 to 588 code for a protein of 195 amino acids. NCBI's taxonomy places the organism in Eukaryota, Fungi, Ascomycota, Eurotiomycetes, Eurotiales, Trichocomaceae. The record is from RefSeq and is a predicted model, not a curated record.
AUGUCUGACACAAAAGAGCUAUACAACAACCGUAAAGAGUCUCCAUACGAUCAUCCUUGCCAUACUCAGCGAAGAAAUCCUCCUCCAUACGACGAGGUUUCCAGAGGGCGGUACCCUGCUGUGCCCGAGUCUGAGCAACGUUUUCAGAAUGGUGCACCUAUGCCUCACCACCCACAAUAUCAGUAUCAAGCGGUUGGCGAGAAUGCAUCUUAUUACAAUGACACCCAGUCACAAUAUUCCCAGAACAACGCCACAACUGGGGAGCCAAAUGACGAGAGAGGAUUUGGGUCAACGGUCAUCGGAGGCCUCGCUGGGGGCUAUGUGGCCAACCAAAUGGGGGCAGGACCGAUGGGAACUACGGGGGGUGCUAUUGUAGGUGCCACUGGAAUGAAUAUGGCAACUAAUAUGCUCCACAACAACCAGAGUGGUCCAGGCACUGUAUACGACGGAGGUUAUGGGAGCAUAACCACCACGACGACCACCACGUCCCCAGGAGUUGGGGGGAUGGGACCACUGCGCCUUGGAGGGUUGGGACAGGCUCGUUUCGCUCGUCGAGCCAUCAGACGCCAGCGACUGGGCCUCUUCUAA